Drechmeria coniospora is the source of this 729-nucleotide messenger RNA. RefSeq lists its product as uncharacterized. The transcript has a single exon. The record is from RefSeq and is a predicted model, not a curated record. Lineage: Eukaryota; Fungi; Ascomycota; Sordariomycetes; Hypocreales; Ophiocordycipitaceae. Bases 1 to 729 code for a protein of 242 amino acids.
AUGUCGAGGAAGUCAGCCGACACGCAACGGUCGUGGCUACUACUUGGCACUCGUGAGGAACCCCCAAACUUGGAGCACAAAUGGUGUCGUGGUACGGCAUCGCCUCACGGGCAACCGAGAAGAGCGGCCGAGGUCGACCUUGAUUUAUCCCUCUCCUUUGCAGCAAAGCUUUCAGGCGACGUCUUGUUCAGAAGCUCGAGCGCCUGUUUGAUCCGGACGACGAGCUCGUCCGCCGUGCGCUCCUCGUCAAGCAUCUCCCCCUCGACGGCGAUCAAUCAGGAACCGCACGGCGUUGCAGGUGCGAAAAUGCGUGUUCUGCACCAUGUUCGUGGCCGGCAAGGAGCAACGUGCAUUGGAAACGGCACACCGGACCGCGCUCACCUCCCUUCUAUUCACCACCAAUUCGCCGGAACCAGCACCGGUCACACUCAUGCCCUUGCCAGGGCCAACUCGACGGAAGCGACGUCGCGGGCACGACGCGGUAGGGGCGCUGCCUCCUCCUCCUUGGCAUCGAUGCAUCGUCGGCGCCGGUCUCACCUACGGAGUGGCGGGCGUCUCGACGACAGUCUCGUGGCUACGUCGACCUAUCAGCAGAGGCGAGGAUGCUACGCCGUCCCCAACAACCGUCCUGCUUGUGCGUGUGCCUUCAUACCAUUGGAACUCCCCCGAGACCUGCUUCGUCGGGCAAACGCUGCCGUCGAAGAGGGUUGCGGUGAGGCGGCGCAUUGA